CUGAUUGGCUCACCACCACCGCUGACUCCACCUGUAGCCAAUCGUCCUGGGGAGGUCCGCCCCCCCAGCAGGGACAGACCGAGCUACCGGCUGAUGUUUGGAAUGAUGUGCGGAAGGAGCGUCGGCCGCCGCAGAUCCCCGUCCGGAGCUCCCAGCAGCACAAGCACGCUCCGGCAGGAGGAGGAGCACGGUCCGGGAGGUGCGGGUUAUCUGGGUUGGGUUGGGCCGCGGGGGGGUCCAUGGCCGCUGGAGGCGCGGGGUCAGCCGCUGCCCGCCUCCUGGAGAUGCUCCCGGCCGCGCGCCGCUGGGGACGCCGCGAUGGUCUGCAGACGGAGAGCCAGAAUGCUGCGAUGGCAUCUGUGUGGGCGCCUGGGUCCAGUUUGGAUGUGGAAGGCGCUGCUACUUUUUGUAGCCAUCGCUUUCGCCGGCCAGUUACUGGGAGUCAUCUUCAACAAGGGCAGUGUCCAGCCGGCUGCCACCUCCAUCUUCUCAUCCCGUGAUGCUCUUGGGCCCUCUCUGGGAUCCUGUCAGCCUCACUCUCACAUCAUGUUCCUCAAGACCCACAAGACAGCCAGCAGCACGGUGCUGAACAUGCUGUACCGCUUCGGGGAGGAGCACGGCCUGCGCUUCGCCCUGCCGCUGGGCUACCAGCUGGGCUACCCGCUGCCCUUCAACGCCCACCGGGUCAAAGGCUACCGGGGGCCCAGAGCCAUAGAGUUCCACAUCAUGGGCAACCACAUGAGGUUUAAUAAGCCAGAGGUGGAGAAAGUGAUGCCUGCAGACACCUUCUACUUCUCCAUAAUCAGGGAUCCAGUUGUUCUGGCUGAGUCUUCCUUUGCCUACUAUAAAGAAGUAGCUCCUGCCUUCCGGAAAGCCAAAGCGUUGGGCGACUUUGCUGACGACCCCAAGAAAUAUUACGACCCUCGUGCACGCAACAACCACUACGCCCGAAACCUGCUGUGGUUUGACUUUGGCAUGGACCACAAUGCUAAUUUCUCGGUGGCACUGGCUAAACAAGGCGAGGACCUAAUCCGCCAGACCUUCAAGCUGAUUCUGGUGUCCGAGUACUUCGACCAGUCCAUGAUCCUGCUGAGACACGCCCUCUGCUGGCCCCUGGACGCCGUAGUCUCGUUUAGCCUUAACGCCCGGCAGCAGAGGCCCAGCGGCAUGGCCGGACUGCGGGGGGGCUGGAUGGGCAAGGCGGCUGCUGCAGCUGGAGUUGGGGCUGGAGGCGGGCGCUCGCAUGGCAAACCCCCCCCCAACCUGUCCCUGACCGAGGACCAGCGGCAGAAGCUGCGCCAGUGGAACGCCUUAGACUGGUUCCUAUACAAAGCCUUCAACCAGACAUUCUGGGAGGAAGUCGACAAGUUUGGGCGUUCCCAGAUGGAGCAAGAAGUAACUCUCCUCAGGCUGCGCAGAGAGGAUCUAGCCCGGGUCUGUCUGAGGGACGGGGGGAAGCCCGUGGAGGCACAACGCAUCCGAGACAAAAACAUCCGGCCCUUCCAGAGCGGACUAGUGAAGAUUCUGGGCUACGAGCUCCAGCCAGGGCUGGACAAUGCCACCAGGAUGUCCUGUCUGAGGAUGAUCAGGCCUGAGAUCCAGUACAAAGAUGUGCUGGAUUCUAAGCAGUUUCCACAGGCCCCGGCCCCCCUGGCCCGAGCAGGCCAGCAGAGCCAGGGGCUGCUGCUGGCAGCUGGGGGGCCCUUUUUUAGACCAGAGUCCUUCAGGAAAGCAGAGAAAGACAUGGGCAGGACUCUGGAGGAGGGAAAGAAAACCUGGAGUGGAAACCAUUUAGCAAGGAGCAACCAGACUCUACAAGAACAAGAAAAGAGACGGUUGAGAUAAGCUUUCAGGUGUCUUCUUUUUAGGAAUUUUAGCUGGGGAUGCUGAACAGAUGGACAGAGGACACUUCCAUGUUUUCCUGAAUACUCGUUCUGAACGUUUUUGGUGUAUUUGCAGGAUUUCUUUCUAGCUGCAGUGACGAAUGAAGCAAAAGUAAGACGUAGAUUGCAUUAGGUUCUUUGAAAGAAGAAGAUCUCUCAAAGACACAGGAAGGCCUUCAUCUAUGUGAGGGCACAUGUGUCCAUAGAUAAAGCACUCUCUGAAGGUCUAGAUAUCAGUUACUUAGCUGUCCAAAAUGAGGCUGAUGCCACCAGGCCUGUAGGGAUAUCAGCGGGGAUGCUGGCAGCGCACUGCCACUAGAAGGACACGUAUUCAUUAACAGUGUUUUCCCUUCUCCUGUCUGUGUUUUAGUGUCAUGGCAUCUUGCUGUUUACUUCUAGUUUGUGCACAUGUCUUAACUGUUUUGUUCCAGCAAAGGUGGAUGUACAUGGAUAGUGCUUCCAUUUAGAUGGAAUUAGCCAUGCCAUGCCUGGCACUGGAGGUCCUGUGCUAGAGAGGUUUCCUAUUCACAACCACUUCCUAUCACUGCUCAGAUGUUUCCAGCCUGGGCCAGCCUGGACUUCCCAGGAGCUGCAUCUUACAGAGAGCCUCCUGAGGUGGUGGAGCUCUUCCCAGAUCUCUGCUGAUUGAUUGAUGGAUGCUUAUUAUGAAGCAUGACAUUCCAAAUGUUUGGAGGAUUUUAAAGACUGUGAACUUGUUUUAGCUUCAGCGUUUAAAAACACAUAGAAUUUGUGUUGCCUGUGGCCUCACACAGGUGGAACUGUACCCACUCAUUUAUCACAGGACUCUCUAAGGAAUGAGCUCAAUCAUUCAUCAACCAAUCAGCCAUUAACCCCGGCUGCACAAGCACCGCCAUUUUUAUGUCCUGCUGCGCCAAAAGAGGUGGAGCUGUGAGGACCGCUGACUCACACCGCCCUGAGGAGCACCACCACACACACACACACACACACACACACACACACA
Menidia menidia (Atlantic silverside) is the source of this 2865-nucleotide messenger RNA. The record is from the annotation of a GenBank genome assembly. Lineage: Eukaryota; Metazoa; Chordata; Actinopteri; Atheriniformes; Atherinopsidae.